Fonsecaea nubica is the source of this 1854-nucleotide messenger RNA. RefSeq lists its product as hypothetical. NCBI's taxonomy places the organism in Eukaryota, Fungi, Ascomycota, Eurotiomycetes, Chaetothyriales, Herpotrichiellaceae. Gene Ontology annotation, biological process: protein folding; protein peptidyl-prolyl isomerization. The record is from RefSeq and is a predicted model, not a curated record. Gene Ontology annotation, molecular function: peptidyl-prolyl cis-trans isomerase activity; protein binding. Bases 1 to 1854 code for a protein of 617 amino acids. The transcript has a single exon.
AUGGCAGACACUCAGUCCCGCAAACGCUCGAGAUCUGCGGGCGGUGCGAAUUCGGACAGUGAGUCUUCCGACGAUGACUUUGGGCCAGCUUUGCCCUCUUCGGUGCCUCCGAAAAAGAAACGCAAGCUCCCGUAUGAAUCUCUCUACGUGGAUGCCUUACCCAAAGCGCUGAGGUAUUCCAAGUCAUUGAUGCACAAGGAUCAGCUGUUAGCCGUGACAAUCGCCCCGUCGCCCGCUGAUUUUGUCAUCACCACCUCGGUCGACGGCGUGGUCAAAUUCUGGAAGAAAGUCGCUGUCGGGAUCGAGUUCGCCAAAGAGUACCGCGCACAUGAAGGACCCAUAGUGAGCUCCUCGGUUAGUGUUGAUGGAAGUUUCUUCGCUACUGCUGGCGACGAGGAAGACGGCACGAUCAAGAUUUUCGAUGUUAUCACUUUCGAUCUACUGUCCAUUUUGAACCUCGAGAGCCCGGCUUCUUGUAUAUGUUGGGUGCAUCGGAGGGGAGCUUCGCCAAUAUUAGCUGUCGCUCGCGGCAAAGAGAUCCACAUUUACGACGACCCUGGCAAUUCGCAGACCCCGGUGCAAACUUUGUCUUCUCUUCACAGAGCCCCGGUGGUGGCCAUGGCCUACAACCCAGCCUUUAACUGCGUUGUCUCGGCUGACUCAACCGGCAUGAUUGAGUAUUGGCAACCAGGUGACAACUACGAAAAGCCGGACAGCGUUUUCAAGAUGAAGUCUACGACGAAUCUGUUUGAUUUCAAAAAGGCGAAAUCUGCCCCUUGCUGUAUCACAAUAUCACCUUCAGGUCACCAGUUUGCUACCAUAUCCUUUCCGGACAGGAAGAUUCGAAUCUUCGACUUUGCCUCCGGCAAGCUCUAUCGGUCAUACGAUGAGUCGCUAGAGACAAUAACAUCGAUGCAACAGGCAGGGACGGCGCUCCAGAAGCUCGACGAGGUCGAAUUCGGAAGAAGGAUGGCUGUUGAGCGCGAACUCGACAACCCAACCGUCAGAUCGAGAAUCAACAUUGUUUUUGAUGAGUCAGGCCAUUUCAUCGCAUACGGGUCGCUCCUGGGCAUCAAGGUGAUCAACACCCUCACCAACCGAGUGAUGAAAGCGUAUGGCAAGGAUGAGCCAUUCCGAGCUCUGAACGUGGCUUUAUAUCAAGGAGCGCCCCAAAAGAAAGAAGUGGUGACGGUGUCGAUGGCAGCCAGUGCCAACCCCCUGCUCAACGAGGCCGAGGCUCGAGACCCCAUGUUGUUUGCGACUGCAUAUGGCAAAGUCCGGUUUUACAUGUUCACAAACGACGAAGAGAUUAGCAAGUCGACCCGCGAUGUGCAGAAUGAGAAGCCUCGAGUCAUUUCAGGAAAGAAAAAAGAAGAGAAAAAGGCCCAGUCGGGCACCUCUGCCGUCCUGCAUACCACGUAUGGCGACAUCCACAUCAGAUUGUUUCCGGACAAGGCACCAAAAGCCGUGGAAAACUUUGUCACCCACGCAAGGAACGGCUACUACAACAACACAAUCUUCCACCGAGUGAUCAGAAAGUUCAUGAUCCAAGGCGGAGAUCCUUUGGGCGAUGGCACGGGCGGCGAGAGCAUCUGGGGGAAAGAGUUCGAGGAUGAAUUCUCCGACCUGAAGCACGACAAGCCGUAUACAGUGAGCAUGGCCAAUGCUGGGCCUAAUACAAACGGAUCGCAAUUCUUCAUCACCACGGAGAAAACACCUUGGCUGGACAAAAAGCACACCAUCUUUGGACGUGCGUACAAGGGGUUGGAAGUGAUUCACCAAAUUGAAAAUACAAAGGUGCGAAAGGAGAAGCCGGAGGAGGACAUAAAGAUAGUCAAUAUUUCGAUCAGUUGA